This is a messenger RNA of Aspergillus mulundensis, 1602 nucleotides long. RefSeq names its product cytochrome P450. Bases 1 to 1602 code for a protein of 533 amino acids. NCBI's taxonomy places the organism in Eukaryota, Fungi, Ascomycota, Eurotiomycetes, Eurotiales, Aspergillaceae. The transcript has 3 exons. The record is from RefSeq and is a predicted model, not a curated record. Gene Ontology annotation, molecular function: iron ion binding; monooxygenase activity; oxidoreductase activity, acting on paired donors, with incorporation or reduction of molecular oxygen.
AUGGGACUCAUUCUGGACAGCGUCGAGGUACUUGCGUCAUUGGCUGUAGCCCUGCUCGCAGUCAUCAUUGCAGCGCUUGCUCCGUAUACCUGGGCCAGCUUGCGACCAAGGAACUUCCCUCCAGGACCGAGAGCACUGCCACUGGUCGGAAACUUGCAUCUGAUUCCCAAGUCCAAAGCUUUUGUACUCUUCCACCAAUGGACCAAGAAAUACGGCCCUAUAAUCGGACUCAAGUUUGGGCCAACAAACGUGGUGAUCCUAGACGACUGGAGAGACGUUGAACAGCUCCUCGAGAAGCGAGGCCACCUCUACUCCUCGCGACCGUCCAACUACAUCGCCAACCAGCUCAUCUGCCCAGACGAUACACACAUCCUAUUUGCCCCAUAUGGAAAUACCUGGAAAGCACAGCGCAAGGCUGCCCAAGGCCUCCUGACGCCCCGUGAGCUCGCCGGCAUCGUCCCCAUCCAACAGGCAGAGGCCGUCCAGACAGCAUACGAUAUGGUCCGCGACCCAGGCCGAUGCUACGAGCACAUCGAGCGCUACACUACGGCCGUCAUUCUCGCCUCGGUAUUUGGUCAACGCGGUGAAAGCUUCGACUCUCCCAACAUCCAAGCCUUGUACGACGUCCAGAACCGGUUCACUGCUCUUCUCGAGCCAGGCGCUGCACCUCCAGUCGAUGGUAUUACGUUCCUACGGCAUAUUCCUGAGUUCCUGGCCCCAUGGAAGCGAAAGGCAAAGCAGAUACGACGAGAUCAGAGCGCAUUGUACUCGAGGCUCUACAACGAAACCAAAGCGCGAAUGCAACGAGGCGUCCGGACAGGCUGUUUCAUGGAGAAACUUAUCGACGAGCAGGUUCAAAACAAGCUAGACGACGAGCACACAAUCUACCUAGGCGGGAUCCUCAUGGAGGCCGGCUCAGACACAACAUCGUCGACCCUCAACUCGUUUCUUCUCGGUAUGCUCGAGAAUCCAGGCGCGCUGAAGAGCGCCCAAGACGAAGUUGAUCGCGUGUGUGGCACCGAGCGAUCCCCAACAAUGGCCGACCUGGACCAUCUCCCAUACAUCGAAGCAUGCAUGCACGAGGUCCUCCGCUGGCGACCCGUGGCCGCCGGUGGAAUCCCACACAUGCUCAUGCAGACCGACACAUACAAGGGCUACGUCUUCCCCGCAGGCACGAUCUUCUUCGCCAACACGUGGGCCAUCCACAACAACGAGAGCGAGUACGAUGACCCAGCAUGUUUCAGGCCAGAGCGGUGGCUCGGGGGUAACAAGUACGGCACGAAAGCCGAUAUCCAGCUCGCGCCAGGCGAGCAGCGGAAGAGCUCGUAUGGCUGGGGCGUCGGACGACGGAUCUGCUCUGGGCAGAAGAUGGCCGAGGCAUCGAUCAAGAUCAACAUCGCUAAGAUUGUGUGGGGGUUUGACCUGGAGGAGGUCCCUGGACAUCCUCCUGAUGUCUCGAUUGAGACGGGGUAUGCGGGCGGCUUUGUGAUUCAUCCCAAGAAGUUCCCUAUCAGGAUGACCCCGCGGAGUGAGCAGAGGGCGGAUGUGCUGCAGAGGGAGUUUGAGGCGUUGAGGGGCUUUUAUGAGGGUCUGUCUGCUUAG